Molecule: messenger RNA, 1205 nt
Organism: Osmerus eperlanus (European smelt)
Lineage: Eukaryota; Metazoa; Chordata; Actinopteri; Osmeriformes; Osmeridae
Product: stearoyl-CoA desaturase 5-like
Exons: 5
Coding region: 188-1186 (332 amino acids)
Biological process (GO): unsaturated fatty acid biosynthetic process
Cellular component (GO): endoplasmic reticulum membrane
Molecular function (GO): iron ion binding; stearoyl-CoA 9-desaturase activity
Source: RefSeq, a predicted model, not a curated record
CUCUCUGUCACCAGUGAGAGGAUUGAGUCUGGAAACUGAGAUGCUGCAGUUGGCUGGGAAUUGAUUGACUCUGUCCACAUUUUUCAUGUAUUGUAAAUUAUUCUGAAACAGAUACCUUGAUAAAAGUGAAGUCGGGAUAAUUAAGCUUUUUUUUUUUGUUUACUGUUGCCUUUAUUCAGCAGUGGAGAUGGUUAGUGUUCUGACCGCAAGUGUUUAUCAGGAUGGGGAGACGGUUACCGGCGAGCCUAGGGGACCGGAGGAGACCAAUGCUGAAACCCAGGCUCUAUGCCGGGAUGAUUAUUCAAAGGAUGACCGCUCUCGAAGCAUCGUCUGGAGAAACGUAAUUCUCAUGGUCCUCCUGCACACUGGGGCUGUCUAUUCUCUCAUCGUUAUACCCAGAGCACAGCAUCUUACCUGGAUAUGGUCUUACGUUUGCUUCAUCAUCACUGCCCUGGGGGUGACUGCGGGGGCCCACCGCCUGUGGAGUCACAGGUCCUACAAAGCCAAACUCCCCCUAAGGGUGUUCCUAGCUGCCGCUAACUCCAUGGCCUUCCAGAACGACAUUUUAGAAUGGGCACGAGAUCACCGGGUGCACCACAAGUACUCAGAGACGGAUGCCGAUCCUCACAACGCCACACGAGGUUUCUUCUUUGCUCACAUCGGCUGGCUGUUCGUGCGGAAACACCCUGCUGUCAUCGAGAGAGGCAAAAAGCUGGACCUCACCGACCUUCUGGCCGACCCUGUCGUCCAGUUUCAGAGGAAGUACUACAAGACGUCAGUGUUGAUCAUGUGUUUUGCUCUCCCUACCCUGGUGCCAUGGUAUUUCUGGGGAGAGAGCCUGUGGAACUCUUACUUCCUGGCCUGCAUCCUGCGCUACACCCUCUCCCUCAACGUCACCUGGCUCGUCAACAGCGCCGCACACCUGUAUGGCAACCAACCCUACGACAAGACCAUCAACCCUCGAGAGAACUGGUUCGUCACUUUUGGAGCUCUUGGUGAAGGAUUCCACAACUUCCACCACACCUUUCCGUUCGACUACUCCACCAGUGAGUUUGGUCUGCGUUUCAACCCCACCACUUGCUUCAUCGACCUCAUGUGCUUUCUGGGCCUGGCCGACAACCGCAAGAAGGCCACUCCGCAGAUAAUACAGGCCCGCAAGCUAAGGACAGGAGACGGCAGUGCCUGAGGACACCUCCAUGGCGGGA